This is a messenger RNA of Microstroma glucosiphilum, 1733 nucleotides long. RefSeq lists its product as hypothetical. The transcript is spliced from 2 exons. Bases 1 to 1677 code for a protein of 558 amino acids. The record is from RefSeq and is a predicted model, not a curated record. Lineage: Eukaryota; Fungi; Basidiomycota; Exobasidiomycetes; Microstromatales; Microstromataceae.
AUGGCAAACGCCUCUUCCUCGUCCCGGUCAGGGUCUAGCUCCAUCGCAAGGACAAUAGUCACGCUGCUUGUCAUUGCUGCGACAUCUUCCCUAUGUCUGCUGCCUCUUCUACCCUCAGCAGUGACUGCAGGAGAUCUAUCUGUGCUACACUCACCACAUGCAAGACAUCAGCCCGAUAUCCCUUCUCGUAUCUUGCGGCGAGCCGAUUCCGGAGCUGUGCAGACGGCCAUUGCAGCCCUCUCCCAAUCCGAUCCCUUUACUGCCGCCACAGAAGCCGAUGACCAGCUUUACAUCAAGGGCAACAGCACAGGAUCUGACGCGUCUGCCUUUUCGUACACGGCCGAUACCGGUGAUGAAUCUCAAUUGCCUUGGAACAGUAACGUCUUUUUCCAGACUUCGGCGGCUACCAAUGGUUCACAGGAUGGUGGAUGGCAGGAAUUGCCCGAAACGCCUGGAUUCGUGCUUAACAGGUCUCUGACCAUCUACAAUUCCGACAAGUCGGGAAGUGGAGUUAUGCCGUUUUACGUUACCAACAACGUCUACACACCCUCGGAGAUCAAGAGGGCAAUCAUUGUGUGGCCAGGAAAGCCUCGUGAUGCGUGGAACUAUGCCAAUCUCAUGCGCAAUGCCCUGACGGUUGUGGCGACCAACUUUGCCGAGUGGGGUAUCAACAAUGACUCUGUCUUGAUUCUCGCACCCGUCUUCAUGGCCACUCAGGACAUUACAGCAGGCGCAGGUCGCGCCAAUGAAUUUGCCUUUGGAGGUGAACUGUGGCAAGCGGGAUCCCACACGAAGCUGCCCGUCAUGAACAAGACGCUCACCUCGUACGAGAUCAUGGACGUCUUUACCGACAUGCUUGCCGACAAGGCUCAAUUCCCCAACAUGAACCAGAUUGUGGUAGCAGGUCACUCUCUAGGUGGACAGGCAGCGCAGAGGUAUGCAGUGCUGAAGAAGUCGAAGAAUUACGACUACAACGUACGCUUCUGGGUCGGUAACCCUGGUUCUUGGGCUUGGCUCACAAGCAACUUUGCAUACUCCAACACCUCGUGUCCCGUUGGCGCUACUACCGACUCUCCGACUUCCUGGCCAUAUGGGCUGAAUGGAAAUCAGACGGAGCUGACGUCGUAUGCGCGAAAGGACGUCAUUGCAAACCAAGCAUUCGUCAUUAAGCGCUAUCUGCAACGUAGAGUCGCCUAUGGCCUUGGUCUACUAGACAAUGGGCCCGGUACCACAUCGUGUGCGGCUCAAUGGCAGGGCGCAAACCAUUUGGACAGAGGAUCGCAGUUCAUCCUGGACUUCCAGCAGAACCAGUACACUAGCUACGGCUUCCCGGCCAACCAUACAGUGGACUUCAUUGCCAAUGUGUCCCAUCAAGAUUACCCAAUGUACUCGUCGAACGUCUCCCUGCAGAGGCUCUUCUACGACGACUACAACACGCGGUAUCCAGACACUGCUAGCACUGAGAAUCCCGGCGACUCCAACAGCACAGAUGGUCACCGUGCCUAUGCUACACCAGCGCACGAGAAGAUUGCAAUUGCCCUUUUGGCAGGAUCGAUUGCAAUUGUCGUGGUCUGCUAUACGAUGAUGUUCUUUAGCCUUUCUCCGAAUUAUGAUGCCAGCUGGGAGAAGAGCAUCAUGGCCGCACCUCUGGGCCAAGGCUCAAGUCGGCUACGUUGAAAGUGGGGGAAAGGGGUCGGGGCAAUAGGGGUGGUGCUCGACUCGCCCCUCUGGCC